CGUGUUCUCAGUUGAGAAACCAAAACCCUCUCGGAAACCCAGCGGCUGCUCCGGCGGCGGCGCGUUGAGAUGGCUGACGACGCGGGGGUCGAGCAAGCCGCGGUGGCGGCGGGGGAAGGGGCGCAGCCACCUGCGCUGUCGAAGAGCGCGAGGAAGAAGCUGCUGAAGCAGGAGCGCCAGGCAGAGCGGAAGGCGGCCCGCAAGGCGGAGGAGAAGGAGCGGCGGCGCGCCGACGUGGAGCGGCGGAGGCGCGAGUGGGAGGAGGCGCUUGCCGCCGCGCCCUCGGACGAGGCGCGCGCCGAGAUGGUGGCGGCGCGGCGGGAGACGCGGCGCGAGCGGGUGGGCCGGCGGGCGGAGGAGCGCGGGGCCCGCGCCGAGCGGCUCCGGCGCGCGGCCGAGGGCGCGGGACAGAAGGUGGUGCUGGACCUCGAGUUCGCGGACCUCAUGCGGCCCAACGAGAUCCAUAGCCUCACGCAGCAGAUUAUGUACUGCUAUGCAGUGAAUGGGAGAUCUGCAAACCCAGCUCACCUGUGGUUGACAGGUUGCAGUGGAGAAAUGGCGACCCAUCUUCAGAGAAUUCCUGGGUAUGAUAAGUGGAUCAUUGAAAAAGCAGCCAAGCCUUAUCUUGAAGCAUUUGAAGAUCAUAAAGAAAACCUUGUGUAUCUUACAGCGGAUGCGGAGACUGUGCUUGAUGGUCUAGACAUGUCGAAAGUAUACAUCAUUGGUGGCCUGGUUGAUCGAAACAGAUGGAAAGGCAUAACACUGAAAAAAGCAGCGGAGCAGGGUAUUCAAUCUGCAAAGCUUCCUAUUGGAAACUAUCUAAAGAUGUCAAGUUCCCAGGUUCUUACAGUUAACCAAGUGUUUGAGAUAAUGCUAAAGUUUGUGGAAACAAGGGACUGGAAGACAGCAUUCUUCCAUGUCAUCCCACAGAGGAAGCGAGGAGAAGCUGGAGCUGGAGAUGGUGAGGCCAAAGUAAGAUUGGACGACAAUGAUGAUGUAGCUGAGGGAGCCAGAAACGGAAACCUUUCCGAGGAAGACCUGGAAAAGGUUCUCGAUGAAGUGGACGAUGAUGAUGGGGUUGAGGAGCUGGAAGACGAAGAAACGGAUGUGUCCAACAAGAGGCAGUGUGUUAGACAUGAGGACGCGGGAGCUGGGGAUCAGGAUCGCUCCGGUGCUGUAGCAGAGGCGACGCCAGCCGGGGUAGAGGCUACACCGCAGGCUGGGCAGGCCAAGGAAUCAAACGACAGAGGCGAGGACUGAAGAACAGUGAACCCCACGUUUGUCACUAUUUUGCAGACACCUUUAUUUCUCGGAAUUUUGGGCGUCCCUCUGUGAUAUCCAUGUAAUACCUCGUGUAUUUGGACCUAGGGGCGGUAGAGCAUCCUAAAAUUAAAAAUUUAGCCUAGAUAAUCGAAGAGAUGUUUCUAAAAAGAUCGGGUUCUAAUCUUAUACAAUUUUGAAUUAAAAUUAUCUAA
This is a messenger RNA of Panicum virgatum (switchgrass), 1475 nucleotides long. RefSeq names its product tRNA (guanine(9)-N1)-methyltransferase-like. The record is from RefSeq and is a predicted model, not a curated record. Gene Ontology annotation, biological process: tRNA N1-guanine methylation. Bases 70 to 1260 code for a protein of 396 amino acids. Gene Ontology annotation, molecular function: tRNA binding. The transcript has 3 exons. NCBI's taxonomy places the organism in Eukaryota, Viridiplantae, Streptophyta, Magnoliopsida, Poales, Poaceae. Gene Ontology annotation, cellular component: nucleus.